Molecule: messenger RNA, 3024 nt
Organism: Homalodisca vitripennis (glassy-winged sharpshooter)
Lineage: Eukaryota; Metazoa; Arthropoda; Insecta; Hemiptera; Cicadellidae
Gene: dpr12
Product: hemicentin-2
Exons: 7
Coding region: 216-1091 (291 amino acids)
Biological process (GO): synapse organization
Cellular component (GO): neuron projection membrane
Source: RefSeq, a predicted model, not a curated record
GUCAGCGCUGUAAAGGCCCCGUGCCGCUGUUUUGUGCUCCCAGCCCUCCCUGUCAGGAGCCCGCGCCCCGCGCCCUGAACCGCAUUUUCUAGUCCGCAAGCCGCAAAAUGUGUGUAAACUGACCCCGGGACUCCGCCCCCUUGGUCGUACUUCUCGCGUGACGAUGGUACUGCUCUAUAUGGAUUCUAGCAAAAGGGUUCGGUAGGAGAGGAAGCAUGGUGAGCUCCAGCCCUCUUGCUCUGCUAGUCCAGCUGACCAUACUGGUCUCCAGUUCUCUUCAGGAGAAGGCAAAGAGGGAAGUGCCGACACAUCGACACGCAGCUGAAUGGCAGCAGCUAUGGUACUCCAACUUUGAGGAGUUCCAGAGACUUACUGAGCCCAGUUUCGACAACAAUACUGUGUCCAAUAUUACAGUCCAGUUAGGUGGCACGGCUUUCUUACACUGCAGAGUUCGUAACCUGGGCGAACGGACGAUUUCUUGGGUGCGCCGACGUGAUUGGCAUAUUCUCACGUCUGGGAUGUUUACGUACACGAACGAUGAGAGGUUCCAAGUGUUACAUGGCGAGGGUUCGGACGACUGGACGCUGCAGAUCAAAUAUGUUCAGAAAAGAGACAAUGGAACAUACGAGUGCCAGGUAUCUACGGGCACUGGAAUUAUGUCUCACUUCGUAAACCUCCAUAUUGUUGUCCCAGAGGCGUUUAUCCUUGGUAGUGGAGAACACCAUGUGGACGUCGGAAGCGUCAUAAGCCUGGUUUGCAUGAUAGACAAGAGCCCUCAGCCUCCUCAGUACGUAUUCUGGUACCACAAUGACCGUAUGAUCAACUACGACACUGCACGCGGCGGCGUCACCGUGGAAACAGAACCGGGGGCGAAGACCCAGAGCCGCCUCACGAUCAGGGAGGCUCACGAUACAGAUUCCGGCAACUAUACCUGCAGUGCAUCCAACACUGAGCCAGCCUCCAUCUUUGUCUUCGUCUCUGAAGGGGACAAGAUGGCCGCCAUAUCUCGCCGCAAGUCGUCCUCAGGGUCGGGUGUUGACGUCAUGCUUUGGUUCGUCAUACUCCCCCUGCUCGCUAUGGCCACCAGAUAAGAACGCGUGUAGUCUACCUUAGCUUACUGCGCACGCGCAAGGACAUUCAGUGCAGUUCAUAAACAAGUACUAAACUUAGUGAACCAAACUGCGGAUAACAUCACUAAGAUUGGUUCACUUCUGCGACAUUGGUAUUCUGUUAAUAAGUCUUGUUUUUCACAUUCGGCUGAAACAUAGUUUUUUGGUUAAAUAUCAAUAAAUUAGAAUGAGUUCUACCUCAAUAAUAGUUUCAUUAUUAAUUUACUCAGUGGGCAUUCAUUAAAUUUUUUGUUUGCAUUAAUAACUAUAUCUAUAUUAUAAUUUCUAAUUAAAUUUAAUAAAUCUAAUAACAGUAGGGAAGGUAACACAAAUGUGUGAUUUUCUAUUGAUUAGUGACUUAGUAAUAAAGUUAGAUAAUAUUAUUGUAAAUAGAUUUCAGUUAGGUAAUAUGUAAAGAUAUAAAGAUUUUCUACUGAUCUUUUAAAACAGCUGUUUGAAUUUCAUUAAUUAUAUAACAAUAUACAUCAAGCUGGAAUUGAUAAGAUUGAUAAAAAAAAUUUGAAACAGUUGGCAUAAUAGGAAGAAUCUUUGUGAAAUGUGGUAACUUCAGUAAAUAUACAUGGAUAUUAUAAACUAUCUACUAAGACUUCCAAAAAUAUAUGUAUUAAUAUAUCAUAUAUUUAUAAUUAUAGUAUUUAUUUUAUUGACCAUUUAUUUACUUAUUUUAUAUAACCAAUAUAUUUAUGAAUAUUUUAUUCUGGACAGUACAAGUAUAUAACUUCUUUUAUUAACAUAGUAAAUAAAAUACUAUGUAUCGACAUUUCUUGAGCUUGUUCAUUAAGGUAAGUAAAAUUUUCUUUUGGUAAUACUCUACUAUUGAAAUCCAGAUAGCUGUUUUUAAGAUGUCUACGAAUUAUGAAAUAUAUUGUAAUAUAGUAAAUUUUAAGUGCAAUAAAAUCAUUCGUCAAAUAGUAUUAUUUUGAAUGUAAUUACAUUCUAUAUCAAUAAAACAGGGUUACUAUGUAAAUAUACCAAAGAUAUUGUAUUUAAUUAUGUUUUAUUCAUCAUACUAUGUUGUAAUAUUUUAAUUAAUUAAGAUUCUAAAUUACAUUGAUCCAUAGUAUUAUUUUGUAAAACCUUUUAUUUGUUGCUUAAAACAAUGUAAUGUUUCAUUUUAAACCAGUUUUUGUUUUUUUGCUCCAUGUGCAUACUCUAUUUUAUGGUAAAAUGGUUCCGUUGUUUGAGUUUUAAUAAUGCUUAUCAACAAUAAAUGUUAUUCUUGGUAUACUGAAGAGCACCUUGUUUAAUUUGUAAUUAAUUGAUUUGUUUACUCUUAGUGAUUUGUACAUUUCUAUUGCCAAUGUUAAGGAAUUGUUAUGCUUAAUAAUAGUUUAAUAGGUUAUUUUGAUAGUUUAAUUAUGAAUUGCACACAACAUAGUGGGCAAACCUUAGUUCUUGGUACAUAGCUUGGCUCAAGACAUGUACAUUGGGUCGACGGACUUGACACUCCGAACGAGUUAUACAAGAAGCUCUCUCUUAUGUAUGUAAUUUUUAUACAUUGUACAUAUGUGAUAAUACGUAGUGUAACUAAAGUGUAAAGUGAACUUUUUCAGAUAGCAAUGAUUGAAAAGUUGGAAAAACUUUAUGGAUCGACUUAAACUUAUCAAAUACAAAUUUAUAUUCCUGAUUGUACUACAGUUAAGUUUCAUCUGUUUAUACUUUACAUUCUAUUUACAUAUAUUGUACAUACCCCCUUGUAAUGAUAUAUAGUAUCCAAUUGAGCUGCCAAUUGAUAUGGCUUGUACAUAUAUAUCAAAGUUUAAUUACAGUACUGACAGUGGUGUGUCGGCACACCACUACGCUGUAUAUCUGCACUUUACUGUUUCUUCUCUGACCAUCAAAGUUUUUCAUUAGGUUUUGUUUAAAUAAAUGUCUAUAUUUUAUUGGUUGUGUA